AUGCCUGAACUUGUCUUUGGCAUCGCAGAAAGGAUCUUGGAGAAGCUAGGAUCCUUUGCUUACGAAGAGUUCUGCUUGGUAUCGAACGUCAAAAACGAGCUGAGAGAGCUUGAGCUCACCAUGGCCAUCAUUAAAGCCGUGCUCUUGGAUGCUGAAGUGAAGCAAGCUACCAAUUACGCACUGAGCAUCUGGCUAAGGCUGCUCAGAGAUAUUUUUUAUGAUGUCGAAGAUGUGUUGGAUGAAGUUGAGUGCGAAGUUUUAAGGAAGCAAGUGGUCACAACAUAUGGGAGCACUAGCAGAAAGGUAUGUGAUUUCUUUUCAUGUUCUCGUGCCCUAGCAUUUCGUCAUAAACUGAGUCACAAAAUCAAGGACAUUAGUGAGAAGUUAGGUAAGAUUGUAGCUCAUAAGCAUAAUUUUAAUCUCACAGAACGACAUGAUCAUGUGAUGCACUGGAGGAGGCGGGACUUGACCUACUCAUUUGUUCCCCCUUUAGAUGUCAUCGGUAGGAAUGAUGAUAAAGAACAAAUAAUAAGUCUUUUGACGCAACCUGAUUCUAACAGACAUGACAAUGUAAUUCCUAUAGUUGCAUUAGGAGGGUUGGGGAAGACCACAAUUGCUAAGUUGGUAUACGAUGAUAAACGUGUAGCUGGUCAUUUCGAAUUGAGAAUGUGGGUUUGUGUGUCUGAGGAUUUUGAUAUUCCUAGAUUAAUAAAAGAAAUCCUUAAAUCUGCAACUGGUGCAAUUGAUGAGACGUUGGGUGUAGAUUUGUGGCCAAAGAAAUUAAGAGACUCUUUAGAGAAAAAGAAGUUUCUACUUGUUUUAGAUGAUGUUUGUAAUGAGGAUCAUCGUAAAUGGAAUGAGUUGAAAGGGUUGUUAAUUGGUGGUUCAGAGGAAAGUAAAAUUUUAGUGACAACACGCAGUAAUAAGGUUGCUUCCAUUGUGAGUACUGAUCCCGCAUACACUUUAGGAGGCUUAUCCUACGAUGAUUGUUUGUUUUUAUUUGUGAAAUGGGCAUUUAAGGAAGGGGAAGACAAACAAUAUUCAAGACUCGUAGAAAUUGGAAAAGAAAUUGUGAAAGAAUGUAAAGGAGUUCCAUUGGCAAUAAGGACUUUAGGAAGUCUACUUUUCUCAAAGGUUGAUGAACGAGAGUGGAAAUUUGUGAGAUAUAAUGAGAUAUGGGAAUUAGAACAAAAGGAGGGUGAUAUUUUACCUGCAUUAAAACUAAGCUAUGAUCAAAUGCCAUCUCAGUUGAAGCAAUGUUUUGCCUUGUGUUCUCUUUUCCCAAAGGAUUAUUUAUUCGAAAGUGGCAAGUUGAUUGCAUUUUGGAUGGCGCAUGGACUCCUUAAUAAAAUGCCUAAUCAAGAGUUGGAAGAUGUUGGCAACAUGUAUAUCAAGGAGUUGUUGUCCAAAUCUUUCUUCCAAGAUGUUGAGAAUUACUCUUGGUGCUAUAGGUUUAAAAUGCACGAUCUUGUCCAUGAUCUAGCACUCAAGGUUGCAGAAGAAGAGUGUUCAACAAUCGAAUCUUGCACACAAAAGAUUGCUGGAACAAAGAAAAACACUGAAAAACAGAACAGAAACAAUCACUGGAGGCUCGCCGGACCAUUGCCGGAGUAUUGCCGCCCUAAUGACUCAAACCCUAACUCUUCUAACAUUGGGAAUUACCACAUCAGCAAACUUCCUAAUUCCAUUUGCAAGCUGUAUAAUUUGCAAACUUUACUACUUCAAAGUUGUGUGAGGCUUGAGCAGUUGCCUAAAGAUAUACGAAAGAUGAUCAAUCUUAGAUAUUUGACGGUAGCAACACUUAACACGUGCUUGUUUGAGAAUGGUAUAUGCUUGAAUUCUCUUCGGUUUUUGCUCAUAAAUAAGUCUAGGAGACUAAAAAUUUUAUUUCAAGGGAUGGACGUCUGCCUUACCAACCUUCAGACAUUGGUUGUGUCAAUGUGUCCGACCUUGACCUCUUUGACACAUGAUAUCAAGCACCUAUCUGCCUUAGAGACCCUUACAAUUGCAAGGUGCAGCUUGCUUAGUUUGCUGGAAGAAAAAGACAAUAGGGAUAUCAAGUUGAGCCUUAAAAAAUUGGAGAUUUUCCAUUUACCAAAGUUGGAGGUUUUGCCGCAAUGGCUCCAUGGAUGUGCUAACACUUUGCAGUACCUAUGUAUUUCACAUUGUGACAACUUCAUGGCCUUACCGGAGUGGCUGCCAAGCAUGAAAUCACUUCAGACACUUGAGAUUAGUUAUUGCUCCAAGUUGUCAUCUCUUCCGGAGGGGAUGGAUCGUCUCACUGCGCUAAGAGAAUUGACGAUUGAAGGUUGUCCUCAAUUAGAUCGGUCCAAGAUUGCUCAUAUACUGAAGGUUCUACAACUAGAAGAUCAUCCAAACAUGACAUUUAAGAGUUGGGAAAAUGAUGGAAUAUGAGGAUGAGGGCAGCGUUGGUCCCUUUGAUGUGAGGGAGACAAGUCUAAGAAGGUCUAGAGCUUUCUUUUGGUGUUCAAUAUUCAUG
Corylus avellana is the source of this 2500-nucleotide messenger RNA. NCBI's taxonomy places the organism in Eukaryota, Viridiplantae, Streptophyta, Magnoliopsida, Fagales, Betulaceae. The record is from RefSeq and is a predicted model, not a curated record.